This is a messenger RNA of Psilocybe cubensis, 879 nucleotides long. RefSeq lists its product as uncharacterized. The transcript has 4 exons. Gene Ontology annotation, biological process: mitochondrial respiratory chain complex IV assembly. Gene Ontology annotation, cellular component: mitochondrion; membrane. Bases 1 to 879 code for a protein of 292 amino acids. Lineage: Eukaryota; Fungi; Basidiomycota; Agaricomycetes; Agaricales; Agrocybaceae. The record is from RefSeq and is a predicted model, not a curated record.
AUGUUCAAACGCUUAUUUCCUAAAGACUUUGCUUUUCCGCAUCGAUGCUUCCACAACUCAUCUUUGAGAGCAUCUUGGCUCUCUCGCCCAAAAAUCUCCGUUCCUGCAAUUUAUAAAGCCCGUCAAGAGUCAUGGAUAAAACCGACUAUGAUCCUUGUCGGAUUUAUGCCAAUAUUCACCUUUUCUCUUGGUGUAUGGCAACUUCAGCGUCUGAAAUGGAAAAUCAACCUCAUAGACGAAUUAGAAGAAAAGCUGCAACUGCAACCUCUUAUUCUUCCUCCAAAUAUCAAUCUCUCCGUAAUACCAGAAUUUGUUUUUCGUCGGGUUAGUAUUAAAGGGAAAUGGGAUCAUGCUCAUACCAUGUUACUUUCACCUCGCGUACGCGAUGGCAUUCAUGGCUUUCACGUUGUAACCCCGCUCAUCCGAGAAAAUGGAUCUACUAUCAUAGUGGACAGAGGGUUCGUGUCAAAAGACUCCCUUUCCUCGGAAACUUUGAACGCAGAAACUGGAGAAGUGGAAAUUCUGGGCAUGCUCAGGACGUCUCAACCCCGUAAUCUAUUCACUCCGGACAAUGAUCCGGACCAAGGAAAAUGGUAUUGGACGGAUGUCGACAGGAUGGCCAACUACGCUGGUGGAGAAGCCGCAGGUGUUCAACCGGUCUUCGUUGAGCAAAUUUUUGAGGGACACGCUGGAGAGGCGCACACUAGAAUCGGAAAGGGUAUUCCUGUUGGACGAGCACCUACUGUGGAUCUACGGAAUUCGCAUCUUUCCUACGUAAUUACAUGGUUCUCCCUCUCUGGGCUGACUGCGUUCAUGUUCUUCCGUGUACUAGUAAAUAAGAGGAAGGCGCCUGGACGUCGAUUACCACGAUUUGGUUGA